AUGGAAAUAUACGCAGGGCUCGGUGUGGGAAGAGGCAGGGCUCGGUGUGGGAAGAGGCAGGGCUCGGUGUGGAAGAGGCAGGGCUCGGUGUGGGAAGAGGCAGGGCUUGGUGUGGGAAGAGGCAGGGCUCGGUGUGGGAAGAGGCAGGGCUCGGUGUGGGAAGAGGCAGGGCUCGGUGUGGGAAGAGGCAGGGCUCGGUGUGGGAAGAGGCAGGGCUCGGUGUGGGAAGAGGCAGGGCUCGGUGUGGGAAGAGGCAGGGCUCGGUGUGGAAGAGGCAGGGCUCGGUGUGGGAAGAGGCAGGGCUCGGUGUGGGAAGAGGCAGGGCUCGGUGUGGGAAGAGGCAGGGCUCGGUGUGGAAGAGGCAGGGCUCGGUGUGGGAAGAGGCAGGGCUCGGUGUGGGAAGAGGCAGGGCUCGGUGUGGGAAGAGGCAAGGCUCGGUGUGGGAAGAGGCAGGGCUCGGUGUGGGAAGAGGCAUGCCGUG
Messenger RNA from Oncorhynchus tshawytscha (Chinook salmon), 481 nucleotides. Its product is annotated as allergen Ani s 10-like. The transcript has a single exon. The annotation marks the transcript as partial. The record is from RefSeq and is a predicted model, not a curated record. NCBI's taxonomy places the organism in Eukaryota, Metazoa, Chordata, Actinopteri, Salmoniformes, Salmonidae.